ACGAUCGGCCACCGAGUAACAAUGUCGUUCAAAGAGAUCAAGGCAGGCGAGAAAGCGAAGCACACAGAAGACCAUGGCAAAAAACAGAGUUCAAGCUGGAUCAACGGAAUGGAGAGCAGCUCCCAAGCUAGCACCUCUGCCGAGAGAAAAAAUCACCAUUGCAAAAGUUACAAGUUGAUUAUUGACCCAGCUUUGAAAAAAGGACAGCACAAACUCUAUCGUUACGAUGGGCAACAUUUUAACAUUCCUAACUCUGGUCUUGCCCCAGUGGAUUGUGUCAGAGAUCCCAGGAUAGGACGAAUAUGGACCAAAACCAAAGAGCUGGAGCUUUCUGUCCCUAAAUUCAAGAUUGAUGAAUUUUAUGUGGGGCCUGUGCCUCCCAAACAAGUCACGUUUGCUAAGCUGAAUGACAAUAUCCGUGAAAACUUCCUCUUGGACAUGUGUAAAAAAUACGGUGAAGUGGAAGAAGUGGAGAUCCUCUACAACCCCAAGAACAAAAAGCACCUUGGAAUUGCCAAAGUGGUCUUUGCCACAGUCAAAGGAGCUCGAGAAGCCGUACAGCACCUGCACAACACCUCUGUCAUGGGCAACAUCAUCCACGUGGAACUGGACACGAAAGGUGAAAAACGUAUGCAUUUCUAUGAGCUACUAGUAAAUGGACUCUACACUCCUCAGACCCUUCCUGUAGAAAAUGAGCCGGAUGUUUCACCCACUGUGAAUGAAACUCUGCAGUUGGCUGAUACUCUGAAACGCCUGAAAGACAGUAGCCUUUCUUCCGUGGGAUCAUCAACUACUCCAAACAGUAGCACCCCAUUUUCCCAUGAUACGGCCUUUUCCAGUUGUCGGCAAGACACCCCAAACUCUUUCAGCCAAUUUACCCCUCAGUCCCAGGGCACCCCACUCACCCCACGCGUGGGAACUCCAUUUUCCCAAGACUCGGCAUACUCUAGUCGUCAGACGACACCAGCUUACCAUUUCAGACAGGACUCUGGGUAUAAGCCCAGGAGACACGAGACAAAAUUUACCGAUGCCUACAAUAGACGUCCAGGUCACCACUAUGUUCAUAAUUCUGCAGGUGCUUUUCGAGGGUCAGAGCAUCAGUUUAGCACAUUCAAACCCCAUCAGCAAGAGACUGUGCAAUAUUCCCACACUCCUCCUUUGAGCCACUCGGGGUCUUCAACUUACAAAUCGGCCUUCUCCCCAUACCAAGCACCGACUACGUAUCCUCCACCUGAAGAGCCACCCCUUCCCCCAGAGUCCAGAGAAGUCGAGUACGAGCGACCUCCGCUGCCUCCCACAGAGUCGCCCGUUAAAAGCAGCACUGCUACCACCGCUGAUUUUGUUCCAGUGAAGGAAAAGCCCGAGGAACCCCCUCCCCUCCCAGAGUCAAACAGUCUUAAUGAACCAGCUGUGGUCCCCUUCUCACAGACUCCAGAAAGGAGUGAGACCCCGGGCACCCCGACAAUGGAAGCAGAAACUCAGCAUAACAGUUUGGACUCGAGGAUUGAGAUGCUCUUGAAAGAGCAGAGAACAAAGCUAUAUUUUCUCAGUGAGCAGGACUCAGACAAUGAGAUUAGAAUGGAAGGAAGUCCAAUCUCCUCCUCCUCUUCCCAGCUUUCCCCAAUCCCAACAUUUGGUUCCAGUUCUCAGCCCAGUCACAGGGUACAAACCCCAUCCUCACGUCCUUCCAGCACUGGCUUGGAGGACAUUAGCCCAACCCCAUUACCAGAUUCUGAUGAUGAUGAGCUGGUUCUUGGCACGGCUUCUCUCUGUCAGAAUUCAAGAGGAACAUCAGAUGCCAGUAUGACUCCGGUUGACCAGCUGUGUAGGACACCUAAAACGGAGUCCUCUGAGACUAAAGAAAUGCUGCCUGGUAACCAGAGUCCAGUAUCAGAAAAAAUGGAAGAGUGUCAUCCGUCUUCAGGGGAGGACAUGGAGAUCUCUGACGAUGAAAUGAACCCAUCUCCCAUCACAAGCACAGAUUGUGCCAAAAACAUUGUGGUGAAUACCUCAGUCAGCAACUCUGGGGUGAUGGCUCCCUCCAUCCCCAUGCCCCCACCAGGGUAUCCUCCCCUGCCUCCGCCACCUCCACACCAGCCAGGCUUCCCGAUGCCCCCGCCUCUCCCCCCUCCCCCAACGCACACAACGGUCACUGUCCCGCCUCCACCCCUUCCUGCCCCACCUGGGGUCCCCCCGCCUCAUAUCUUGCCUCCCCUCCCUCCGUUCCAUCCCGCAAUGUUCCCCGUCAUGCAAAUGGACAUGAUCAGCGUCUUGAGCAACCAGUGGGGUGGCAUGUCGAUGUCUUUUCAAAUGCAAACCCAGAUGUUGAGCCGCAUGAUGCAAGGGCACAACACGUACCAGUACCACCCUUUCAUGGGGAACCGGAUGCAGUUUGUGAACCUUCCUCCCUACCGACACUUCUCCAUGGGUGCAGCUAUUGGCCGUGGGCAGCCCUGGCCACCUUUGCCCAAGUUUGACCCUUCUGUUCCCCCGCCGGGUUAUGAGCCCAAGAAGGAAGAUCCGCACAAGGCCACUGUGGAUGGUGUCCUAUUGGUGAUUGUGAAGGAAUUAAAAGCAAUCAUGAAAAGGGACUUGAACCGGAAGAUGGUGGAGGUGGUGGCCUUCAGGGCAUUCGACGACUGGUGGGAUAAGAAGGAACGUCUGGCAAAGGCAUCCCUUACUCCGGUAAAAUCUGGGGAGAAUAAAGAUGAAGAAAAGCCGAAACCAAAGGAUCGCAUCACAUCUUGCCUCCUGGAGAACUGGAAUAAAGGAGAGGGUCUGGGCUAUGAAGGGAUCGGCCUGGGCAUUGGCCUACGAGGGGCCAUCCGGCUACCAUCUUUCAAGGUGAAGCGAAAGGAGCCGCCUGAAGCAGCCUCAGCUGGAGACCAGAAAAGAAUCCGCCCCUCCCCUUCAGUAGAUGAUGAAGAUGAAGAAUCUGAACGAGAUCGAGACCUGCCAGACGCAACCUCUGACCUCUCCAAGAAGGAUGCAGAUUCUGUUGGCCUCAGACGAAGACCCGCGCGGCCACUGGAGCUAGACAGUGAAGGAGAGGAGGAGGAUUCAGGCAAAGAGGAGGAGGAGGAAGAAUCCUCUUCGGAAAAGGAGGCAGAGCAGGAGGAAGAGGGAGGAGUGAUGAAAUCGGUGUCAGACAAGGAAGAGGAGGAGGAAGAUGCUAAUGAAGAAGAGGAGGAAGACGAUGAUGCUGAAGUAGAAACAAGUGAAAAGGAAGAGGAGCAGGAUUCUGAAGAAGAAGGUAUCGGAAGCCCCGCCUCCUCCAGGGCAGAGGUUGAGUCGUCUGAUGAAAGUGAUGAAUCCUCAGAAUUUGGAACGAGUUCUGAUUCUGAUGAAGAUGAAGAAGAGGAGGAAGAGGAGGAAGACGAUGAAGGGGUGUCUAUGGAGCAAGAAAGAGAAGCUGUACCUGUGGAAAUAACAGUAGAGUCUAUCACACAAGAGCCUGAGGAUGACGAUGAGAAGGAGACCAUCCUGGAAUUGUUUCCAGUAGAAGAUGACGUGUACCUGCAGGGGGUUCCUCUAGCGCAGGUGGAACCUUCUAUGCCAGAAAGAGAGGAAUUCAAAGAAGAAGCCCGACAAGCGGAAGAGGAAAGUGGUGAAGUGCCUGAGGAAUCUCUCGCUGCAGAAGUGCUGAUGGUGAUGGAGCAAACCGAAGAGGAGAAGCUGCAACAAUCCCCUGCAUGUCUACCAGUGGAGGAGUCUGAACAAGAUACUGAGCUGGAACAUGAGGUACUAGAUAGUCCAAAGCCAGAAUCUCAAGAGGAAGAAAACUUCCGUCCACCAACACCAGUGGGUCUCUUUGGAGAGGUCUUGUCCAGCAAAAACUCAUUUUUCACCAAGUCUGAGGAUAGCAGCUUAGAAGCCCCAGGAAAAAGCAAGCCGCAGUCUGCAGUGGAGGAAGAACAGCAGCACCCUCGAACCCCUGGACGAGACGUACUGGCCCAUAUGGAUUCUUCUGUGCUUCCCGUUCACACGGUGCCUCCCUGUUCGCUUCCCCUCCCGUCCGUUAUGUCCCUGAAAGAGGAACCGUUGCUCCUUCUGGACAAGUUCCCUGAACAAGUAACUGUGACCAAACCAUCGGUGGAGGAAGAGCUCCCUCGGACUCCCGGGCGGGACAUUUUAGCCAAGUGCUCCCACAGUCUCUCCAAGUCCCAGAGCACAGACACUGUCCCAGCCACACCUGGCAGCGAUGCUCCUCUCACAGGAAGCAGCUUGACUUUAAGCUCCCCCCAGGUCCCAGGGAGCCCCUUUUCCUACCCAUCCCAAUCCCCUGGGAUCACCAGCGGCAUCCCUCGGACUCCGGGGAGGGAUUUCACUUUCACUCCCACCUUCCCGGAGCCUGGUGCUACCCACCCUUGCCUCUUGUCCGUCAAGAAACUUUCCGAGGAUGAGCCUGAUGAGAAAAUCUUUAAAGAGCCUCUUGGUGCUUCCUUACUGGUUGGCAUUAACAGUGUUCCCUCCCCCAUUCCCUUUGCCAGCCCUCCUGUCCCUGCUUUCCACACACACAUUGACUUGUCUCCCAACAAGCAGUUACCUCUUGCUGUUCGGCCUUGUUUGUUCAUGGAAUCAAAGAUGUCUUUAGAAGAGUGCGGCGCAGACGGAAGGGCUCUUUUGCCCUUCCCAGAAGCGCCUGCUACAUCCCCACCCCUCCCUCCAACACUUCCCCCUUCCCCAUCCAUCCUGCCUGUCAGAAGGAAACCCGGUCGGCCAAAAAGGUCGUCUCCUCUGGGCCCUAUGUUGGAUGCCUAUUCCAGCAAAUCCCUUGAACCGCCUCUUCUUCCAAUCCCAGUUGCCUUGACUGAAAGUGCUGUGAGCAAAGAGUUGUUAAGCGGCCAUCCAGAUGCUUUCUAUUCUCUAAAAGACCCAGAAGCUGUUACCCUGGAUUUCAGGAAUGAUGGCUUCCAUGACAAGGUAGCGCCAGACAUUUUAGCGGAGAAGCUUCCCUUCAAGGAGCUAGAGAACCAGUGGAACGAGGACUUAAAUGAGGAAGAAGCUCACUUGAAAUCCAAAAGGCAGUGGAGGCGCCAGAAGAAGAGGCCAGAAGAUGUCCCAACUGUUCCUUCUCCUGAAUAUUCCCCGCAUCGAUAUCACUUUAGGCCCCGCUCCGAGUUUGAGGAGAUGACGAUUUUGUAUGACAUUUGGAACGGGGGUAUAGAUGACGAGGACAUCCAUUUCCUCUGUGUUACGUACGACCACUUGUUACAGCAGGACAAUGGGAUGGACUGGCUCAACGACACCCUUUGGGUAUACCAUCCUUCAACCAGCUUUUUGACCCCAAAGAAGAAGAAACGGGAUGAUGGGAUGCGAGAACAUGUGACGGGUUGUGCUCGAAGUGAAGGCUAUUAUAAAAUCGACAAGAAGGACAAGCUGAAAUACCUCAACAACAACCGUGCGUUUGCUGAGGAACCUCCAGCUGACACGCAGGGAAUGAGCAUACCUGCCCAGCCACAUGCUUCCACCCGGUCUGGCUCGGAGAGGAGGUCAGAGCAACGCCGGCUCCUGUCGUCCUUCACCGGAAGUUGCGAUAGCGAUUUGCUCAAAUUCAACCAGCUCAAGUUCCGGAAGAAAAAGCUAAAAUUCUGUAAGAGCCACAUUCAUGACUGGGGACUGUUUGCAAUGGAGCCCAUCGCUGCGGAUGAGAUGGUGAUCGAGUACGUGGGCCAGAACAUCCGGCAGGUAAUUGCCGACAUGCGAGAGAAGCGCUAUGAGGAUGAAGGCAUUGGGAGUAGUUACAUGUUCCGAGUUGACCAUGACACUAUUAUAGAUGCAACCAAGUGUGGAAACUUUGCCCGGUUUAUUAACCACAGUUGCAAUCCAAAUUGUUAUGCUAAAGUCAUCACUGUGGAGUCUCAAAAGAAGAUAGUCAUCUAUUCGAAGCAGUAUAUCAACGUGAACGAGGAAAUCACCUAUGACUACAAAUUCCCCAUUGAGGAUGUCAAGAUUCCCUGUCUUUGUGGCUCGGAGAACUGCAGAGGGACCCUGAAUUAAACCUGAGGUUUCUUGCCACGCAUUGGUUCUGUCCGAACUGUGGUAACCAAGGGUGGUUGCACUUUGCCAAAAAUAAGGAG
Messenger RNA from Euleptes europaea (tarantolino), 6080 nucleotides. It is a transcript of the gene SETD1B, whose product is annotated as SET domain containing 1B, histone lysine methyltransferase. NCBI's taxonomy places the organism in Eukaryota, Metazoa, Chordata, Lepidosauria, Squamata, Sphaerodactylidae. The transcript has 18 exons. Gene Ontology annotation, molecular function: RNA binding; protein binding; histone H3K4 methyltransferase activity. The coding region runs from base 22 to 6000 and encodes 1992 amino acids. The record is from RefSeq and is a predicted model, not a curated record. Gene Ontology annotation, cellular component: Set1C/COMPASS complex.